AUGUUUGACAAGAACAAAUCAUCCACAAAAGAUAUCCCCAUCCUCAACAAGCUCACUUCCUCUCACCACAACAAAACCACCAAAACCUUCAAAAUGCCCAUCGGAAACAACGAUCAGGAUAACGGUGUUACUGGCGCCGCCAAGUUCGUCACAUCGACGCUCGGAAACACCGUCGGCGGACUGACACGUACCGUCGGCAAUGUCACUGGCGCCGCGACCAAAGGCGUUGGUGACACGAUCACCAGCGCCGGAGGUUCUGCUGGCCGUCCUGUAGGUGACGGAAUCAGCAACGUCGGCGGUGGCCUGCAGAACGCUCUCAACUCUGUUGGAAAGGGUGCGGAGGAUGCUGGACAGUGGAAGAGGUCUUGA
Colletotrichum truncatum is the source of this 369-nucleotide messenger RNA. RefSeq lists its product as uncharacterized. NCBI's taxonomy places the organism in Eukaryota, Fungi, Ascomycota, Sordariomycetes, Glomerellales, Glomerellaceae. The record is from RefSeq and is a predicted model, not a curated record.